Molecule: messenger RNA, 1050 nt
Organism: Colletotrichum orchidophilum
Lineage: Eukaryota; Fungi; Ascomycota; Sordariomycetes; Glomerellales; Glomerellaceae
Product: nitrilotriacetate monooxygenase component B
Exons: 2
Coding region: 1-1050 (349 amino acids)
Molecular function (GO): FMN binding
Source: RefSeq, a predicted model, not a curated record
AUGCCCUCACGCACCGCCGCCCUCCGUUUCGCGCCCACGAUCCCCUUCCGCAGCCUCGCCAGACCAUUCUCAUCGCCCUCACCGAUAACCUCCAUCCUCCCCUCCUCCUCCUCCACCACCAUCACAAGCUCAAGCUCGAAAAGAACCCUCACAAUGACCUCCCAAAACAACUCCAAAUUCGCCGGCGGCACCCAAGCAACCCAUAACCCCCACCCAGACUUCAAAUCCGUAGAAUCAACCCGCCCGCCGUUUGACGCCGCCGCCAAAAUCCGCUUCACAAAAACAAUCGACCCCGACUGGCACUUUGGCUCCGGCGCAAACCACCUCGGCCGCACCGGCGCCGGCACCUCCGUCCCGCACGUCGCCAUCGAUCCCCACGAGGCAGGCCGCCCAGCAGGCUUCAACUACAAACUCCUCAUCUCCGCCAUCACCCCCCGCCCCGUCGCCUUCCUCUCCACCCGCUCCCCCGACGGCACCGUCACGAACCUCGCGCCCUUCAGCUACUUCAACCUGGUCAACCACGAUCCCCCCAUGUUCGUCGUCGGCUUCGCCGCCUCGGUCCAAAAGCCCAAAGACUCCCUCAAGUGCCUCCUCGAAAGCAAAGAGUGCGUCAUCAACAUCAUCUCCGAGGGCUUCCUCGAGGCCGCAAACGCCACUGCCGUCAACGCGCCCUACGGCAAGUCCGAAUGGGACGUCAGCGGCCUCACGCCCGUCUACGACUGCAAGCACGUGCAGGCCGCGCGCGUCAAGGAGGCCGUCUUCAGCAUCGAGGGGAAGCUGGAUUCGUUCAAGGAGUGGGAGUCGCGCGCUACGCCGGGGAAGACGAGCAGUGUUACCGUGUUUAUCGAGGGCGUCAACUUUUGGGUGCGGGAGGAUGCCAUCAAUGAGCAGAAGAAUAUCGUUGAUUCUACUGUACUUCGCCCGGUCAGCAGGUUGGGAGGCAUUACGUACGGCCGCACUACCGAGGUCUUGGAGAUCCCUAGAGCAGAUUGGGAUUCCAACAUUGGUGGCGAGGAGGGCUACGAGAAGCUUAAGAAGAACGAGCAAUAG